Molecule: messenger RNA, 1585 nt
Organism: Aphanomyces astaci
Lineage: Eukaryota; Oomycota; Saprolegniomycetes; Saprolegniales; Verrucalvaceae
Exons: 1
Coding region: 29-1417 (462 amino acids)
Molecular function (GO): protein binding
Source: RefSeq, a predicted model, not a curated record
AUUUUGAUUUAUCUUUCAUCUUGUUCACAUGGAAUUCGACGCGCCUACGUUUUUGGAAGCCCCGGUGUCCCAAGACAUGUCCAAGCCGAUCGUCGCCACGUCGGCGUUGACGGCUGGCCAAGUGAUCUUUGCCGAAGCGGCGACGGUCGCAUCCGCCGGCGGCAUGGAGCCCGAGCAAGGGUUCCACGAAGAGGACUGCGAAGAUGAAGAAUGCGACGGCUGUGCCGCCAUCGAUGAGUCCGACGACGCGCUUGAGGACGUGCUUGACGAAUCCGAGCACGACGAAGUGAGCGCUUAUGUGGUGGCGCAUUUCUCCGAGCUCACGGCAGCAUGCGAGUCGUUCGAGGCGCUGGGCGCCUCCGAAGUCCGCAAGAACCUGUUCAAGGUCUUCCACUUGAUCGAAGUGGAUGCGAAAGCCAUCGACAGCUUCCUAUCCCUCGACGUAGUCGCCGACGAUGUGGCCGCGACGCUGGACGCCGCGACGGGCCUCCGCGACGCACACCCGUCCGCUAUUCCCACCAGCCUCACCACAGACCAAGUCGCGCACCUCAUUGGAGUCCUCCAUAAGCAUAGCAUUCCCCUCGAAGACAUUGGCGGGUCCGGGCUGUUCUUCUUCGUGUCCAAGCUCAAGCACAGCUGCACCCCCAACGCUUCGUACACGGACGCCGGCGAUGCCAUCUGGGUCACUGCCAUCCAGCCCAUUGCCGUCGGCGAACAAAUCACCGUCGACUUCUUCGAUACGCACUACAUGUGCGCCGCCGAGCGCAAGCAAGUGCUGACCGAAGAAGGCCACGCGUGUGCAUGCGGGGUGUGCUCGGGCACCGCGCCGGAUCUCACGCGCGGGUUCAAGUGCCAAGUGCCAACUUGCCCAACCGGAAUUGUCCACCCGACAAACAGCGAUGUAUUUGCGUGCACGACCUGCGACACUGUGUGGGAUGCCGCGACGGUCGCUGCCGCCGUCAAGGCUGAAGACACCCUACUGACCGAGCUCGAAGUGGACAGCGUCGAACAGAUGCUCGAGCUGGUCCAAAACUCGCCCCUGCAUCCGUUCCACCAUAUCUUUUACUCGGCGCUGGCUGUGUUGUUGGAAGACUCUGUCGCAGAGCAAAACAUGACCGAGCCCCAAGCUUUAGCGCUCAUGACCAUCCAAGCCGACGCGCUCAACUACGUCGUGCCUUUUCCGCAUUCGGAAAAGGUGUCUGUCUAUGACUCGAUCGCCCAGGCCCACGUUGAAGCAGGAGAUAUCGCCAAAGCUACCGAAGCGUACGCCCUGGCAUACCAGACAUGCAUCAAUGUGUUUGGACCUGAGAGCAAGACCUCUGUCAUGUUCAAGGGGUUGGUGGACAAUACCCCUACGAAUGCUGCAGAGAUUGCCGCUGCGUAUGGCUUUGAUGUGGACGACGACGACGACGAGUAGUUGAUGGGUAUGUAUGGUGUACUAUGUACUACUAGUACUACUAGGGCAUGCGCGUUGGUUUCGAUCGAAGAAAAUGGCGAUAGUUAGUACCUAGAAGUCGUACACAACAAAUAACUUAAGACCGUAACUAUACAUAUGGGCGCAGUUCCGUGCCAACUUGGUUCCGUG